This is a messenger RNA of Oryzias melastigma (Indian medaka), 668 nucleotides long. Its product is annotated as butyrophilin-like protein 8. The coding region runs from base 67 to 516 and encodes 149 amino acids. The transcript has 3 exons. The record is from RefSeq and is a predicted model, not a curated record. Lineage: Eukaryota; Metazoa; Chordata; Actinopteri; Beloniformes; Adrianichthyidae.
AAUCAAUAAGCCUUGCCUCCAAACCAGCAGAAGUGAAGUUCUGAUAAACUACACAGCUGAAGCUCCAUGAUGUGGUUCCUGGGUUUGGUUCUGUUCUUGGUUCUGCUGGGUUCAUCUGGUUCAUCGGAUCUGAAGAACAUCUCUGCUAAACCUGGAGAUGACAUCACUCUGAGAUGUGAAGAUCCAAACAUCAACGAGGAUUUAGUUUUAGAGUGGAGCAGAACUGACCUGCAGGAGGAAGAAUAUGUGUUUUUAUACAGGGAUAAACGUCCUGAUGUUGAAGCUCAGCAUGAGUCUUUCAAGAACCGAGUGUCUCUGAAGGACCCUCAGAUGAAGGAUGGAGAUCUGUCUGUGGUUCUGAAGAACGUGACGAUUAAUGAUACUGGAACAUUCCAUUGUAGAGUCCUAAAUAAAGAUGAUCCACAGAGAGGACUGUGGAUCAUCUCCAUCAUCCACCUGCAGGUGUCUCCUCCUCCUCCUCCUCCUCCUCCUCCUCCUCCUCCAGAACACAGAUAGGAGUUUGGAUCAUUCUGAAGGAGGAGUCGUUCCCUAACGAUCAGCUGCUUCCUGUCUCUACUGCACAUGUGCAGAAACUUUAUUGAUCAAACAGAGAACUGGUUCCAGGACCAGCAGGUCUGAUUAUUUCUGCUUCAAUAAAGAUUUUUAAA